GCCUUUUCUGGAAACAUGAAUGCAGACAGUGUUGUGUACUAUAAGCUUCAGCAUUCCAUUAAAGCAAGAUUUCUCCGUUUUGUGCCUUUGGACUGGAAUCCGAAUGGCAGAAUUGGAAUGCGCAUUGAAGUGUAUGGAUGUGCAUAUAGGUCCGAGGUGGUUGGCUUUGAUGGGAAAAGUUAUCUAAUUUACACGUUUAAUCAAAAACUCAUGAGUGCACAUGUGAUUUCUCUGAAGUUUAAGACACUGCAAAGUGAUGGAAUUCUCCUCCACAGAGAAGGACAAAAUGGAGACCACAUCACCCUGGAAUUAACUAAAGGGAAGCUGUCCCUACUCAUUAAUUUAGGUGAUACUAAAACUCAUCCUUCUAAUGCCCAAAUUAAUAUUAAGCUGGGUAGCCUUUUGGAUGAUCAGCAGUGGCAUUCUGUUCUCAUUGAGCAAUUUAACAAUCAAGUAAACUUUACAGUGGAUAAACACACUCAUCAUUUUCAUACAAAAGGAGAAUUGAAUUAUUUGGACCUUGAUUCUGAGCUCAGCUUUGGAGGGAUGCCAGUGCCUGGAAAAUCAGGGACAUUGUCACACAGGAACUUUCAUGGGUGUUUUGAAAAUAUUUAUUAUAAUGGAGUGAACAUUAUUGACGUGGCCAGGAGGCAUAAGUCUCAGAUCUACUUUGUGGGCAACAUAUCCUUUUCAUGUUCAGAGCCACAAGUGGUUCCUGUCACUUUUCUGAGCCCCAGUAGUUACCUGGCACUGCCAGGCACAUCAGGGCAAGAUGAAGCAUUCGUCAGUUUCCAGUUUCGCACCUGGAACAAGGAGGGACUUCUAUUAUCUAGUAAAGUACACCAGGCUUCAGGUGGUUUCCUUUUAUAUCUGAGUGAUGGGAAAGUUAAAAUCAGUCUUCAUAAACCAGGAAAAGCGCUGAGUGACAUCACUGCAGGUGCUGGAUUAAAUAACGGCCAGUGGCAUUCUGUAUCCUUCUCUGUCAAAAGGAAUCGUAUCAGUGUAAUAGUGGACAAUGAUGUGACCACAUCUGCUCAUGCCUCCAUAUCUCUGCAAAUUUAUUCAGGGGAUGCUUUCUACUUUGGAGGCUGCCCUACCACUGGAAACAUUUCUGAAUGUAAUACCUCAUUUGGUGGCUUUCAAGGAUGCAUGCGACUUAUUUCCAUUGAUAACAAAGCAGUGGAUAUGAUCUCAGUUCAGCAAAAUGUUUUUGGCAAUUUCAGUGACCUUCAGAUAGAUUUAUGUGACAUUAUAGACAGGUGUUUGCCUAAUUACUGUGAACAUGGUGGGGAGUGCUCACAGUCCUGGAACAACUUCUACUGCAACUGUGCCAAUACCGGAUACAACGGAGCUACUUGCCACUAUCCCAUCUAUGAGCAAUCAUGUGAAGCCUAUAAGCACAGAGGCAACACUUCAGGCUUUUACAAUAUUGAUUCAGAUGGAAGUGGCCCAUUGGGACCGUUUCUUGUAUACUGUAAUAUGACAGAUGCAACAUGGACAAUUAUGCAGCAUAACAACACCAACCUAAGCAGAGUCAAAACCGCUAAUCGUGAGAACCCCCACACUGUGUUUUUCAAGUAUUCUGCCAGCCUAGACCAGCUUCAGGCUACAAUUAAUCAUGCAGAGCACUGUGAACAGGAGUUUGCUUACCACUGCAAAAAGUCAAGGCUUUUAGAUAAGCAAGGUGGCAUGCCACUGAGCUGGUGGAUUGGAAGAACCAAUGAAACACAGACUUACUGGGGAGGAUCCUUGCCAGCUGUACAAAAGUGUGCUUGUGGAUUAGAAGGGAACUGUAUCGAUUCACAGCAUUACUGCAACUGUGAUGCAGACAGAGAUGAAUGGACUAAUGAUACUGGAUUCCUUUCCUACAAAGAUCAUCUACCAGUAACUGAAAUUGUGAUCACAGAUACUGACAGACCAAACUCUGAAGCAGCUUACAAACUGGGGCCUUUGCUUUGCCGUGGUGACAGAACAUUUUGGAAUUCAGCAUCCUUCAACACAGAGACAUCGUACCUGCAUUUCCCCACCUUCCAUGGAGAGCUCAGUGCAGAUGUCUCAUUUUUCUUUAAAACUACUGCUUCCUCAGGAGUUUUUUUAGAAAACCUGGGAAUUCAAGAUUUCAUAAGGAUAGAGUUAUACUCUCCAUCUGAAGUGCUUUUUUCAUUUGAUGUUGGAAAUGGACCUAGUGAAGUUACAGUGCAAUCACUCACUUCCUUAAACGACAACCAGUGGCAUUAUGUGAAGGCUGAACGAAACGUCAAAGAAGCAUCCUUACAAGUAGAUCAGUUUCCUCAAAGGUUUCACACUGCUCCACCUGAUGGGCAUAUUCGCUUGCAGCUGAACAGCCAGCUUUUUGUAGGUGGGACAGCAUCCAGGCAGAAAGGAUUUUUGGGAUGCAUUCGUUCAUUACAGUUGAAUGGAAUGGCCCUUGACCUGGAAGAGAGAGCAAAGAUAACACCAGGAGUUGAACCAGGCUGUCCAGGACACUGCAGCAGCUAUGGUAAACUGUGUCACAAUGGUGGAAAAUGUAAAGAGAAAUACAGUGGAUUCUCCUGUGACUGCACUUUCUCUGCCUAUGCUGGGCCGUUCUGUAAGAAAGAGAUCUCUGCAUAUUUUGGGACUGGCUCCUCUGUGACAUACAAGUUUCAAGAAUACUACACCUUAGCUAAAAAUUCGAGUUCUCAUGCUUCUUCUUUCUAUGCUGAUAUGACACUGAACAAAGAAGCAAUUACGUUUGCCUUUCGAACAACACGGACACCAAGCUUACUGCUUUAUGUCAGCACCUUCUACAAGGAAUACCUCUCAGUCAUUCUCACCAAAAACGGAAGUUUACAGAUCAGGUACAAGCUAGAUAGCCAUCAAAACCCUGAUAUAUUCAGCAUCAAUCUCAAAAGCAUGGCUGAUGGACAGCUGCAACACGUGAAGAUUGAUAGAGAGGAGGAAAUGCUCUUUGUAGAGGUUAACCAGAAUGAAAGAAUGAAGUUUGUUCUGACUUCAGGCACAGAAUUCAAUGCAAUUAAGUCUCUCACACUUGGCAAGAUUUUAGCAGAAAACAGUGAUGUAGAUGAGGAGACAAUGAAGGCAAACUCUCAGGGGUUUAUUGGAUGUCUCUCUUCAGUGCAGUUCAACCACAUAGCUCCUUUGAAGGCUGCACUGCACCACAGCAGCUCAGCCCCCAUCAUUGUAAAGGGACGCCUCACAGAAUCCAACUGUGGUACUUUAACUGCAGCUGACUCAACAUCAAGUGAAACAACCCAUUCAUUUGCAGAUCACUCUGGACCAAUAGACAAGGGAGAGCCCUUAGCUAAUGCAAUUAGAAGUGACUCUGCAAUUAUUGGAGGUGUGAUAGCAGUCGUGAUAUUCAUCUUCCUUUGCAUCACUGCCAUAGCCAUACGCAUUUAUAAAAAAAAAGGCAUAUACUCAAAAAAUGAGGAAAAAGGAUCUGAAAAUGAAGACGGUGCUGAAUCUGCACUGAAAAGUGAGCUCAGCAUGCAAAAUACAACCAAUGAAAAUCAAAAAGAAUACUUCUUCUGA
Messenger RNA from Nestor notabilis (Kea), 3534 nucleotides. RefSeq names its product contactin associated protein-like 4 (gene CNTNAP4). NCBI's taxonomy places the organism in Eukaryota, Metazoa, Chordata, Aves, Psittaciformes, Psittacidae. The transcript has 22 exons. The record is from RefSeq and is a predicted model, not a curated record. The annotation marks the transcript as partial.